AUGGAUAAGACCUUCAUCGAGGACUGUGUGCGCGUCCACAACGAGCUCCGCACCACAGUCCGGCCAGCUGCCAGCAACAUGCGGUACAUGACCUGGGAUUCAGCUUUGGCAAGGACUGCAAGGGCAUGGGCAAAUAAAUGCAUUUUUAAACAUAAUGUACACUUAAGUAAGAAACAUCAGUGCCAUCCUAAUUUCACAUCUAUUGGAGAGAAUAUUUGGGCUGGAAGUCAUCAAGCAUUCUCUGUUGCUGAUGCCAUUAAAUCAUGGUACAAUGAGGUCAGAUUCUAUACUAUCGCAACGCAGAAAUGUACUAAGGUUUGCAGUCAUUACAUUCAGGUUGUUUGGGACUAUUCAUAUAAAAUAGGCUGUGCUGUUACUCUAUGUAAGGAAAUUGCAGGAAUACGAAAUGCAGCAAAUUUUAUUUGCAACUAUUCACCAAGGUUUGGACCCUUAGAUGUCAGAAAACUGCUGUCAUCUGACAGUUUCUGGAGUCUUCACUGCUGGGUGAAGGCAAGCUAUCAGUCUGAACUGGAUCAGUGGAUCCAGUGA
This is a messenger RNA of Balearica regulorum gibbericeps (East African grey crowned-crane), 549 nucleotides long. The record is from RefSeq and is a predicted model, not a curated record. Lineage: Eukaryota; Metazoa; Chordata; Aves; Gruiformes; Gruidae.